Messenger RNA from Oncorhynchus kisutch (coho salmon), 1193 nucleotides. RefSeq names its product beta-1,3-galactosyltransferase 1-like. The record is from RefSeq and is a predicted model, not a curated record. The transcript has 2 exons. Lineage: Eukaryota; Metazoa; Chordata; Actinopteri; Salmoniformes; Salmonidae. Gene Ontology annotation, biological process: protein O-linked glycosylation. Gene Ontology annotation, cellular component: Golgi membrane. Gene Ontology annotation, molecular function: N-acetyl-beta-D-glucosaminide beta-(1,3)-galactosyltransferase activity. Bases 1 to 1188 code for a protein of 395 amino acids.
AUGAUCAGUCACUGGGGGACGUGCACCAAGAUCUUCCUGGUACUGGUGUCGCUGAGGGUCAUAUACUAUACCGUUCUGGAAUAUCCCAACAACCCAAACCACCCCUACCAGCGUCCCCGUUCCAGGAGGACUCCAGAGCCUUCAAGAGGAGAGGACUUGUCCCCCGAGAGCAUCAGUUCAACGACUAACGAUGAAUCAACAUAUUAUGUGGAAUCUGAAACUCCAGACCCUUCAAGAGGAGAGGACUUGUCCUCCGAGAGCAUCAAUUACCUGGACACAAUAUCCAUUCAGGACUGGCCAUCAAUAACACCGACCACUGGACUGGCCACUCCUCCUCCGUAUGUGUCCCCAGGACCGUACCAUGUAGAAUACCCAUCAGAGUACAUCUUCAUCCUGGAUGAGCCAGAGAAAUGCCGGGAGCAGAACCCCUUCCUGGUUCUGAUGGUGCCAGUGGCGCCCUAUAACAGGGAGGCCCGUGAGGCCGUCCGCAGGACUUGGGGCAGUGAGAGGCAGGUACUGGGCAGAGAGGUCCGUCUGUUCUUCCUGCUGGGACUGCCCAGUGGAGAGGAGACAGAGCAGCUCCAGGAGAAGGCGCUGCAGGAGAGCAAAGAGCACCAGGAUCUGCUGCAGAGCGACUUCAUAGACAGCUACAAAAACCUGACCAUCAAGACCAUGGUGAUGAUGGAGUGGCUGAGCUCUCGCUGCCCCAACGCCUCCUACGCCAUGAAGAUUGACUCAGACAUAUUCCUCAACGUGAACACCUUGGUCAACAUGCUGCUUCAAGCUCCAACGCAGAACUUCAUGACUGGACUGGUGGAAAGUAGCGCCGCAGUUCUCCGGGACCCGAGCUCCAAAUGGUACCUUCCAAAGGAGGUGUUUCCUGAACCAGUAUAUCCACCUUAUGCUCUGGGCCUGGGCUAUGUCUUCACCUUAGACCUCCCCAGGAAGCUGGUGGAGGCGUCCAGGCAUGUUAAAGCCGUCUACAUAGAGGAUGUGUAUCUGGGACUGUGUAUGAGACACCUGGGCAUCCGGCCUACUGACCCCCCCAGUGGAAACCUUUUUCAGGGGUAUGCAGGAGCCCAGGACCGCUGUCACUACAUGGCUGUUAUCACGACCAUCCUCGACACUCCUCAGGAGUGUCUGGACGUAUGGAGAAACUUGCACCAACCUGGGCCUGUCUGUUAUUGAAAACA